This is a messenger RNA of Gadus morhua (Atlantic cod), 1756 nucleotides long. RefSeq names its product creatine kinase, muscle b (gene ckmb). The transcript is spliced from 9 exons. Bases 224 to 1366 code for a protein of 380 amino acids. Lineage: Eukaryota; Metazoa; Chordata; Actinopteri; Gadiformes; Gadidae. Gene Ontology annotation, biological process: phosphocreatine biosynthetic process. The record is from RefSeq and is a predicted model, not a curated record. Gene Ontology annotation, molecular function: creatine kinase activity.
UUCUUGCCUUUUAGAAAACGGGGUACCCCCCCGCCCCUCCCUGCGCUCCGACCAAUCCCGACCCAGGGCACGGGUGCGGCCGGCCAAUGGGGAGAGAGGUCCUGGUAUAAGAAGCACAGCCUGGCACCUGGCGGAGUUGGGCUACCCCUACAGUUGAUUACAGGAUUUGAUCCCGGGAUCUGUUGUUUCUUUCUCUUGAGCAGACAGAACUAAAGCUACAGCCAUGGCAAAGAACUGCCACAAUGACUACAAGAUGAAGUUCUCCGGGGACGAGGAGUUCCCCGAUCUGUCUCUGCACAACAACCACAUGGCCAAGGUGCUGACCAAGGACAUUUACAACAAGCUGAGGGGAAAGUCCACCCCCAGUGGCUUCACCGUGGAUGACAUCAUCCAGACCGGUGUGGAUAACCCCGGCCACCCCUUCAUCAUGACCGUGGGCUGCGUCGCUGGUGACGAGGAGUCCUACGAGGUCUUCAAGGAUCUGCUGGACCCCAUCAUCUCCGACCGUCACAGUGGAUACAAACCCACCGACAAGCACAGGACCGACCUGAACUUCGAGAACCUGAAGGGAGGAGAUGACCUGGACCCCGCCUACGUGCUCUCCAGCCGCGUGCGUACCGGACGCUCCAUCAAGGGGUUCACCCUGCCCCCCCACAACAGCCGUGGGGAGCGCAGAACCAUCGAGAAGCUCUCCAUCGAGGCUCUGGCCACCCUGAGCGGUGAGUUCAAGGGUAAGUACUACCCCCUGAACGGCAUGACCGACAAGGAGCAGGACCAGCUGAUCAACGACCACUUCCUGUUCGACAAGCCCGUCUCCCCCCUGCUGACCUGCGCCGGCAUGGCCCGCGACUGGCCCGACGCUAGAGGCAUCUGGCACAACGAUGCUAAGACUUUCCUGGUCUGGGUGAACGAGGAGGAUCAUCUCCGCGUCAUCUCCAUGCAGCAGGGUGGCAACAUGAAGGAGGUGUUCAGACGCUUCUGCACCGGUCUGCUGAAGAUCGAGGAGACCUUCAAGAAGCACAACCACGGCUUCAUGUGGAACGAGCAUCUGGGAUACGUGCUCACCUGCCCCUCCAACCUGGGAACCGGCCUGCGCGGCGGCGUGCACGUCAAACUCCCCAAGCUCAGCACACACGCCAAGUUCGAGGAGAUCCUCACCAGGCUGCGUCUGCAGAAGCGCGGAACCGGUGGCGUCGACACAGCCUCCGUGGGCGGUGUGUUCGACAUCUCCAACGCCGAUCGUCUGGGCUCCUCCGAGGUCGAUCAGGUCCAGAUGGUGGUUGAUGGUGUCAAGCUGAUGGUGGCGAUGGAGAAGAAGCUGGAGAAGUCCGAGUCCAUCGACGACAUGAUCCCUGCCCAGAAGUAAAUCAGUAAAGACGGAACAGACAAAUGGAUACCUGCAAUUUUUUGUAUAUUAUAAAAAAACAAAAACCGAACGGGUGGUCUUGUUGUAAAGUUAGCUUUGCCGGAUGAUGCCGUCUGGCAGAUUUUCCUGAGAACAACGCUACUCUGUCAUCAAGCGUUGCUUCUUACUUCUGACUUCUGAACACUGUCUCUUCAACCUACUGACCUUUUCAUUUCACUUCCUACUUUCUACUUCCUUUCCCACUUUAACCAUCUUCCAAUCUCUCUUUUAACAUCCUGGGAUCAAUCGGAGCCAAUAGUCCUGCUAUGAGCGCUGACCGAAAUUCAUCAACACCUUUUGUUUGUAAAAUAUUGGUUGACAAAUAAAAUCACGCCCCAUGUUACAAUCAAA